Molecule: messenger RNA, 828 nt
Organism: Micromonas pusilla CCMP1545
Lineage: Eukaryota; Viridiplantae; Chlorophyta; Mamiellophyceae; Mamiellales; Mamiellaceae
Exons: 1
Coding region: 1-828 (275 amino acids)
Source: RefSeq, a predicted model, not a curated record
AUGGCGUCCGCGGCGGCCGCGCCGCGAGCGCCGCUCGUCGCGUCUGGGCCGCGUCCGUCGCCGCGGCCGCGCGACGGCGACCGCCGCCGCGCCCCCCCCCGCCCCCGGCGCGGCGUCCUCGUCGUCGAGUGCCGCAACCGCAUCCUCUUUCGCGAGGACGAGGUCUCGCGUCGACCCGACGGCGUCGCGGCGGCGCGCCUCGCGCGCGACGAUCCUCGCGCGACGCACGUCCGCGACGUCCUCAAGCUCGCGCUCGGGGACACGCUCCGCGUCGGGGUGAUCAACGACGCGCCCGCGGUCGCGACGGUCGUCGCGGAGGGAGGGGGGGACGACGCGACGCUCGCGCUCGAGUGGCGCGCGCGACGCGACGACGACGACGACGACGACGACGACGACGACGCGCGCGACGCCUCGCGGCGCUCGAUCGCAGACGGUCCGACGAUCGAGCUCCUGCUCGCGUGCCCGCGACCGAAGGCGUUGCGACGGAUGUGGACGUCGCUCGCGCAGCUCGGCGUGCGCGUCGUGACGAUCACGCCGGCGUGGAAGGCGCGUCUCGUCCAUCUGAUCCAGGCUAACAACAACGCCGGUCCCCGCGCGCGUUCACGUCCGCCCACCCCUCGGUUCGGUUUCAAUUCCGACGCGCACGCCGCGACGCCUGCCUUUCGACUUCGUCUGACGCCUUUCAACGCCUUCCUUUCAACGCCGCGCGCGAAGACGCCGAAGGACUACUUCGGCGCGUCGUCGCUCCUCUCGCGCGAGACGGUGGAGUCGGGUGCGUUCUGCGAGCGUCCACACGUGUUUCACCCACCGCUCGGGUUCAACGGUUGA